AUGGGGUACAUUCUCCCGCUUUCCAACACCCCGCCCCAUUCUCCCGCUUUCCAUAUCCCCGACCCAUUCUCCCGCUUUCCAUCUCCCCGCCCCAUUCUCCCACUUUCCAUCACCCCGCCCCGUUCUCCCGCUUUCCAUCACCCAGCCCCAUUCUCCCUCCUUCCAUCACCCCGCCCCAUUCUCCCGCUUUCCAUCACCCCUUCCCAUUUUCCCGCUUUCCAUAACCUCGCCCCAUUCUCCCGCUUUCCAUCACCCCGCCACAUUUUCCCGCUUUCAAUCACCCCGCCCCAUUCUCCCUCCUUCCAUCGCCCCACCCCAUUCUCCCUCUUUCCAUCACCCCGCCCCAUUCUCCCUCCUUCCAUCACCCCGCCCCAUUUUCCCGCUUUCCAUCACCCCGCCCCAUUCUCCCGCUUUCCAUCACCCCGCCCCAUUCUCCUGCUUUCCAUCACCCCGCCCCAUUCUCCCUCCCAUCACCCCGCCCCAUUCUCCUGCCUACCAUCACCCCGCCCCAUUCUCCCGCUUUCCAUCACCCCGCCCCAUUUUCCUGUUUUCCAUCAACCCGCCCCAUUCUCCUACUUUCCAUCACCCUGCCCCAUUCUCCCGCUUUCCAUCACCCCGCCCCAUUCUCCCGCUUUCCAUCACCCCGCCCCAUUCUCCCUCCUUCCAUCACCCCGCCCGAUUCUCCCGCUUUCCAUCACCCCGCCCCAUUCUCCCGCUUUCCAUCACCCCGCCACAUUCUCCCACUUUCCAUCAACCCGCCCCAUUCUCCCUCCUUUCAUACCCCGCCCCAUUCUCCCGCUUUCCAUCACCCCACCACAUUCUCUCGAUUUGCAUCACCCCGCCCCAUUCUCCCGCCUUCCAUCACCCCGCCCCAUUCUCCCUCUUUCCAUCACCCCGCCCCAUUCUCCCGCUUUCCAUCACCCCGCCCCAUUCUCCCUCUUUCUAUCACCCCGCCCCAUUCUCCCGCUUUCCAUCACCCCGCCCGCUUUCCAUCACCCUGCUCCAUUCUCCCGAUUUCCAUCACCCCGCCCAAUUCUCCCUCUUUCCAUCACCCCUUCCCAUUCUCCCUCUUUCCAUCAAACCGCCCCAUUCUCCCGCUUUCCAUCACCCCGGCCCAUUCUCCCUCUUUCCAUCACCCCGCCCCAUUCUCUCGCUUUCCAUCACCCCGCCCCAUUCUCCCUCUUUCCAUCACCCCGCCCCAUUCUCCCGCUUUCCAUCACCCGCCCCAUUCUCCCGCUUUCCAUCACCCCGCCCCAUUCUCCCUCUUUCCAUCACCCCGCCCCAUUCUCCCGCUUUCCAUCACCCCACCCCAUUCUCCCGAUUUGCAUCACCCCGCCCCAUUCUCCCGCCUUCCAUCACCCCGCCCCAUUCUCCCUCUUUCCAUCACCCCGCCCCAUUCUCCCGCUUUCCAUCACCCCGCCCCAUUCUCCCUCUUUCCAUCACCCCGCCCCAUUCUCCCGCUAUCCAUCACACCACCCCAUUCUCCCGCUUUCCAUCACCUCGCCCUAUUUUCUCUCUUUUCAUCACCCCGCCCUAUUCUCCCGCUUUCCAUCACCCCGCCUCAUUCUCCCGCUUUCCAUCACCCCGCUCCAUUCUCCCGCUUUCCAUCAACCCGCCAAAUUCUCCCUCUUUCCAUCACCCCUCCCCAUUCUCCCUCUUUCCAUCACCCCGCCCCAUUCUCCCGCUUUCCAUCACCCCGCGCCAUUCUCCCGCUUUCCAUCACCCCGCCCCAUUCUCCCGCUUUCCAUCACCCCGCCCCAUUCUCCCUCUUUCCAUCACCUCGCCCCAUUCUCCUGCUUUCCAUCACCCCUCCCCAUUCUCCCGCUCUCCAUCACCCCGCCCCAUUCUCCCGCUUUCCAUCACCCCACCCCAUUCUCCCGCUUUCCAUCACCCUGCCUAUUCUCCCUCUUUCCAUCACCCCGCCCCAUUCUCCCUCUUUCCAUCACUCCGCCCCAUUCUCCCUCUAUCCAUCACCCCGCCCAAUUCUCCCGCUUUCCAUCACCUCGUCCCAUUCUCCCGCUUUCCAUCACCCGCCCCAUUCUCCCGCUUUCCAUCACCCCGCCCCAUUCUCCCGCUUUCCACCACCCCGCGCCAUGCUCCCACUUUCCAUCACCCCGCCCCGUUCUCCCUCUUUCCAUCACCCCGCCCCAUUCUCCCGCUUUCCAUCACCCCGCCCCAUUCUCCCUCUUUCCAUCACCCCGCCCCAUUCUCCCGCUUUCCAUCACUCCGCCCCAUUCUCCCGCUUUCCACCACCCCGCCCCAUUCUCCCGCUUUCCACCAGCCUGCCCCAUUCUCCCGCUUUCCAUCACCCCGCCCCAUUCUCCCGCUUUCCAUCACUUUGCCCAAUUCUCUCGAUUUCCAUCACCCAGCCCCAUUCUCCCGCUUUCUAUCACCCGGCCCCAUUCUCCCGCUUUCCAUCACCCCGCCCCAUUCUCCCUCUUUCCAUCACCACGCCCCAUUCUCCCGCUUUCCAUCACUCCGCCCCAUUCUCCCGCUUUCCACCAGCCUGCCCCAUUCUCCCGCUUUCCAUCACCCCGCCCCAUUCUCCCGCUUUCCAUCACUUUGCCCAAUUCUCUCGAUUUCCAUCACCCAGCCCCAUUCUCCCGCUUUCUAUCACCCGGCCCCAUUCUCCCGCUUUCCAUCACCCCGCCCCAUUCUCCCGCUUUCCAUCACCCCACCCCAUUCUCUCGAUUUGCAUCACCCCGCCCCAUUCUCCCGCCUUCCAUCACCCCGCCCCAUUCUCCCUCUUUCCAUCACCCCGCCCCAUUCUCCCGCUUUCCAUCACCCCGCCCCAUUCUCCCUCUUUCUAUUACCCCGCCCCAUUCUCCCGCUUUCCAUCACCCCGCCCGCUUUCCAUCACCCCGCUCCAUUCUCCCGAUUUCCAUCACCCCGCCCAAUUCUCCCUCUUUCCAUCACCCCUCCCCUUUCUCCCUCUUUCCAUCAAACCGCCCCAUUCUCCCGCUUUCCAUCACCCCGGCCCAUUCUCCCUCUUUCCAUCACCCCGCCCCCUUCUCUCGCUUUCCAUCACCCCGCCCCAUUCUCCCUCUUUCCAUCACCCCGCCCCAUUCUCCCGCUUUCCAUCACCCGCCCCAUUCUCCCGCUUUCCAUCACCCCGCCCCAUUCUUCCUCUUUCCAUCACCCCGCCCCAUUCUCCCGCUUUCCAUCACCCCACCCCAUUCUCCCGAUUUGCAUCACCCCGCCCCAUUCUCCCGCUUUCCAUCACCCCGCCCCAUUCUCCCUCUUUCCAUCACCCCGCCCCAUUCUCCCGCUUUCCAUCACCCCGCCCCAUUCUCCCUCUUUCCAUCACCCCGCCCCAUUCUCCCACUUUCCAUCACACCACCCCAUUCUCCCGCUUUCCAUCACAUCGCCCUAUUUUCUCUCUUUUCAUCACCCCGCCCCAUUCUCCCGCUUUCCAUCACCCCGCCCCAUUCUCCCGCUUUCCAUCACCCCGCUACAUUCUCCCGCUUUCCAUCAACCCGCCCAAUUCUCCCUCUUUCCAUCACCCCUCCCCAUUCUCCCUCUUUCCAUCACCCCGCCCCAUUCUCCCGCUUUCCAUCACCCCGCGCCAUUCUCCCGCUUUCCAUCACCCCGCCCCAUUCUCCCGCUUUCCAUCACCCCGCCCAAUUCUCCCUCUUUUCAUCACCCCGCCCCAUUCUCCCGCUUUCCAUCACCCCGCCCCAUUCUCCCGCUUUCCAUCACCCCGCUACAUUCUCCCGCUUUCCAUCAACCCGCCCAAUUCUCCCUCUUUCCAUCACCCCUCCCCAUUCUCCCUCUUUCCAUCACCCCGCCCCAUUCUCCCGCUGUCCAUCACCCCGCCCCAUUCUCCCGCUUUCCAUCACCCCGCCCCAUUCUCCCGCUUUCCAUCACCCUGCCCAUUCUCCCUCUUUCCAUCACCCCGCCCCAUUCUCCCUCUUUCCAUCACUCCGCCCCAUUCUCCCUCUAUCCAUCACCCCGCCCAAUUCUCCCGCUUUCCAUCACCUCGUCCCAUUCUCCCGCUUUCCAUCACCCGCCCCAUUCUCCCGCUUUCCAUCACCCCGCCCCAUUCUCCCGCUUUCCACCACCCCGCGCCAUGCUCCCGCUUUCCAUCACCCCGCCCCAUUCUCCCUCUUUCCAUCACCCCGCCCCAUUCUGCCGCUUUCCAUCACCCCGCCCCAUUCUCCCUCUUUCCAUCACCCCGCCCCAUUCUCCCUCUUUCCAUCACUCCGCCCCAUUCUUCCGCUUUCCACCACCCCGCCCCAUUCUCCCGCUUUCCACCAGCCCGCCCCAUUCUCCCGCUUUCCAUCACCCCGCCCCAUUCUCCCGCUUUCCAUCACUUUGCCCAAUUCUCUCGAUUUCCAUCACCCAGCCCCAUUCUCCCGCUUUCUAUCACCCGGCCCCAUUCUCCCGCUUUCCAUCACCCCGCCCCAUUCUCCCGCUUUCCAUCACCCCGCCCCAUUCUCCCUCUUUCCAUUACCCGCCCCAUUCUCCUGCUUUCCAUCAUCCCGCCCCAUUCUCCCGCUUUCCACCACCCCGCCCCAGUCUUCCGAUUUCCAUCACCCCGCCCCUCUCCCGCUUUCCAUCACUCCGCCCCAUUCUCCCGGUUUCCAUCACCCCGCUCCAUUCUCCCGCUUUCCAUCACCCCGCCCAAUUAUCCCUCUUUCCAUCACCCCGCCCCAUUCUCCCUCUUUCCAUCACCCCGCCCCAUUCUCUCGCUUUCCAUCACCCCGCCCCAUUCUCCCGCUUUCCAUCACCCCGCCCCAUUUUCCCGAUUUCCAUCACCCCGCCCCAUUCUCCCGCUUUCCAUCACCCUGCCCCAUUCUCCCUCUUUCCAUCACCCCGCCCCAUUCUCCCGCUUUCCAUCACCCCGCCCCAUUCUCCCGCUUUCCAUCACCCCGCCCCAUUCUCCCGCUUUCCAUCACCCCGCCCCAUUCUCCCUCUUUCCAUCACCCCGUCCCAUUCUCCCGCUUUCCAUCACCCCGCCCCAUUCUCCCGCUUUCCAUCACCCCGCCCCAUUCUCCUUCUUUCCAUCACCCCGCCCCAUUCUCCCUCUUUCCAUCACCCCGCCCCAUUCUCCCGCUUUCCAUCACCCCGCGCCAUUUUCCCUUGUUCCAUCACCCCGCUCCAUUCUCCCGCUUUCCAUCACCCCGCGCGAUUCUCCCUCUUUCCAUCACCCCUCCCCAUUCUCCCUGUUUCCAUCACCCCGCCCCAUUCUCCCGCUUUCCAUCACCCCGCCCCAUUCUCCCUCUUUCCACCACCCCGCCCCAUUCUCACUCUUUCCAUCACCCCGCCACAUUCUCCCGCUUUCCAUCACCCCGCCCCAUUCUCCCUCUUUCCAUCACCCCGCCCCAUUCUCCCGCUUUCCAUCACCCCGCCCCAUUCUCCCUCUUUCCAUCACCCCGCUCCAUUCUCCCGCUUUCCAUCACCCCGCCCAAUUCUCCCUCUUUCCAUCACCCCUCCUCAUUCUCCCUCUUUCCAUCACCCCGCCCCAUUCUCCCGCUUUCCACCACCCCGCUCCAUUCUCCCGCUUUCCAUCACCCUGCCCAAUUCUCCCGCUUUCCAUCACCACGCCCCAUUUUCCCUCUUUCCAUCACCCCGCCCCAUUCUCCCGCUUUCCAUCACCCCGCCCCAUUCUCCCGCUUUCCAUCACCCCGCUCCAUUCUCCCGCUUUCCAUCACCCCGCCCAAUUCUCCCUCUUUCUAUCACCCCUCUCCAUUCUCCCUCUUUCCAUCACCCCGCCCCAUUCUCCCGCUUUCCAUCACCCCGCCCCAUUCUCCCUCUUUCCAUCACCCCGCCCCAUUUUCCCGCUUUCCAUCACCCCGCCCCAUUCUCCCUCUUUCUAUCACCCCGCCCCAUUCUCCCACUUUCCAUCACCCCGCCCCGUUCUCCCGCUUUCCAUCACCCCGCUCCAUUCUCCCGCUUUCCAUCACCCCGCCCAAUUCUCCCUCUUUCCAUCACCCCUCCCCAUUCUCCCUCUUUCCAUCACCCCGCCCCAUUCUCCCGCUUUCCAUCACCCCGCCCCAUUCUCCCUCUUUCUAUUACCCCGCCCCAUUCUACCGCUUUCCAUCACCCCGCCCGCUUUCCAUCACCCCGCUCCAUUCUCCCGAUUUCCAUCACCCCGCCCAAUUCUCCCUCUUUCCAUCACCCCUCCCCAUUCUCCCUCUUUCGAUCAAACCGCCCCAUUCUCCCGCUUUCCAUCACCCCGGCCCAUUCUCCCUCUUUCCAUCACCCCGCCCCCUUCUCUCGCUUUCCAUCACCCCGCCCCAUUCUCCCUCUUUCCAUCACCCCGCCCCAUUCUCCCGCUUUCCAUCACCCGCCCCAUUCUCCCGCUUUCCAUCACCCCGCCCCAUUCUUCCUCUUUCCAUCACCCCGCCCCAUUCUCCCGCUUUCCGUCACCCCACCCCAUUCUCCCGAUUUGCAUCACCCCGCCCCAUUCUCCCGCUUUCCAUCACCCCGCCCCAUUCUCCCUCUUUCCAUCACCCCGCCCCAUUCUCCCGCUUUCCAUCACCCCGCCCCAUUCUCCCGCUUUCCAUCACCUCGCCCCAUUCUCCCGCUUUCCAUCACCCCGCUACAUUCUCCCGCUUUCCAUCAACCCGCCCAAUUCUCCCUCUUUCCAUCACCCCUCCACAUUCUCCCUCUUUCCAUCACCCCGCCCCAUUCUCCCGCUUUCCAUCACCCCGCGCCAUUCUCCCGCUUUCCAUCACCCCGCCCCAUUCUCCCGCUUUCCAUCACCCCGCCCCAUUCUCCCUCUUUCCAUCACCUCGCCCCAUUCUCCUGCUAUCCAUCACUCCUCCCCAUUCUCCCGCUGUCCAUCACCCCGCCCCAUUCUCCCGCUUUCCAUCACCCCGCCCCAUUCUCCCGCUUUCCAUCACCCUGCCCAUUCUCCCUCUUUCCAUCACCCCGCCCCAUUCUCCCUCUUUCCAUCACUCCGCCCCAUUCUCCCUCUAUCCAUCACCCCGCCCAAUUCUCCCGCUUUCCAUCACCUCGUCCCAUUCUCCCGCUUUCCAUCACCCGCUCCAUUCUCCCGCUUUCCAUCACCCCGCCCCAUUCUCCCGCUUUCCACCACCCCGCGCCAUGCUCCCGCUUUCCAUCACCCCGCCCCAUUCUCCCUCUUUUCAUCACCCCGCCCCAUUCUGCCGCUUUCCAUCACCCCGCCCCAUUCUCCCGCUUUCCAUCACUCCGCCCCAUUCUUCCGCUUUCCACCACCCCGCCCCAUUCUCCCGCUUUCCACCAGCCCGCCCCAUUCUCCUGCUUUCCAUCACCCCGCCCCAUUCUCCCGCUUUCCAUCACUUUGCCCAAUUCUCUCGAUUUCCAUCACCCAGCCCCAUUCUCCCGCUUUCUAUCACCCGGCCCCAUUCUCCCGCUUUCCAUCACCCCGCCCCAUUCUCCCGCUUUCCAUCACCCCGCCCCAUUCUCCCUCUUUCCAUUACCCGCCCCAUUCUCCCGCUUUCCAUCAUCCCGCCCCAUUCUCCCGCUUUCCACCACCCCGCCCCAGUCUCCCGAUUUCCAUCACCCCGCCCCUCUCCCGCUUUCCAUCACUCCGCCCCAUUCUCCCGGUUUCCAUCACCCCGCUCCAUUCUCCCGCUUUCCAUCACCCCGCCCAAUUAUCCCUCUUUCCAUCACCCCGCCCCAUUCUCCCUCUUUCCAUCACCCCGCCCCAUUCUCUCGCUUUCCAUCACCCCGCCCCAUUCUCCCGCUUUCCAUCACCCCGCCCCAUUUUCCCGAUUUCCAUCACCCCGCCCCAUUCUCCCGCUUUCCAUCACCCCGCCCCAUUCUCCCUCUUUCCAUCACCCCGCCCCAUUCUCCCGCUUUCCAUCACCCCGCCCCAUUCUCCCGCUUUCCAUCACCCCGCCCCAUUCUCCCGCUUUCCAUCACCCCGCCCCAUUCUCCCUCUUUCCAUCACCCCGUCCCAUUCUCCCGCUUUCCAUCACCCCGCCCCAUUCUCCCGCUUUCCAUCACCCCGCCCCAUUCUCCUUCUUUCCAUCACCCCGCCCCAUUCUCCCUCUUUCCAUCACCCCGCCCCAUUCUCCCGCAUUCCAUCACCCCGCGCCAUUUUCCCUCGUUCCAUCACCCCGCUCCAUUCUCCCGCUUUCCAUCACCCCGCGCGAUUCUCCCUCUUUCCAUCACCCCUCCCCAUUCUCCCUGUUUCCAUCACCCCGCCCCAUUCUCCCGCUUUCCAUCACCCCGCCCCAUUCUCCCUCUUUCCACCACCCCGCCCCAUUCUCCCUCUUUCCAUCACCCCGCCACAUUCUCCCGCUUUCCAUCACCCCGCCCCAUUCUCCCUCUUUCCAUCACCCCGCCCCAUUCUCCCGCUUUCCAUCACCCCGCCCCAUUCUCCCUCUUUCCAUCACCCCGCUCCAUUCUCCCGCUUUCCAUCACCCCGCCCAAUUCUCCCUCUUUCCAUCACCCCUCCUCAUUCUCCCUCUUUCCAUCACCCCGCCCCAUUCUCCCGCUUUCCACCACCCCGCUCCAUUCUCCCGCUUUCCAUCACCCUGCCCAAUUCUCCCGCUUUCCAUCACCACGCCCCAUUUUCCCUCUUUCCAUCACCCCGCCCCAUUCUCCCGCUUUCCAUCACCCCGCCCCAUUCUCCCGCUUUCCAUCACCCCGCUCCAUUCUCCCGCUUUCCAUCACCCCGCCCAAUUCUCCCUCUUUCUAUCACCCCUCUCCAUUCUCCCUCUUUCCAUCACCCCGCCCCAAUCUCCCGCUUUCCAUCACCCCGCCCCAUUUUCCCGCUUUCCAUCACCCUGCCCCAUUCUCCCUCUUUCUAUCACCCCGCCCCAUUCUCCCACUUUCCAUCACCCCGCCCCGUUCUCCCGCUUUCCAUCACCCCGCUCCAUUCUCCCGCUUUCCAUCACCCCGCCCAAUUCUCCCUCUUUCCAUCACCCCUCCCCAUUCUCCCUCUUUCCAUCAACCCGCCCCAUUCUCCCGCUUUCCAUCACCUGCCCCAUUCUCCCUCUUUCCAUCACCCUGCCCCAUUCUCUCGCUUUCCAUCACCCCGCCCCAUUCUCCCUCUUUCCAUCACCCCGCCCCAUUCUCCCGCUUUCCAUCACCCGCCCCAUUCUCCCGCUUUCCAUCAUCCCGCCCCAUUCUCCCUCUAUCCAUCACCCCGCCCCAUUCUCCCUCUUUCCAUCACCCCGCCACAUUCUCCCGCUUUCCAUCACCCCGCCCCAUUCUCCCUCUUUCCAUCACCCCGCCCCAUUCUCCCGCUUUCCAUCACCCCGCCCCAUUCUCCCUCUUUCCAUCACCCCGCUCCAUUCUCCCGCUUUCCAUCACCCCGCCCAAUUCUCCCUCUUUCCAUCACCCCUCCUCAUUCUCCCUCUUUCCAUCACCCCGCCCCAUUCUCCCGCUUUCCACCACCCCGCUCCAUUCUCCCGCUUUCCAUCACCCUGCCCAAUUCUCCCGCUUUCCAUCACCACGCCCCAUUUUCCCUCUUUCCAUCACCCCGCCCCAUUCUCCCGCUUUCCAUCACCCCGCCCCAUUCUCCCGCUUUCCAUCACCCCGCUCCAUUCUCCCGCUUUCCAUCACCCCGCCCAAUUCUCCCUCUUUCUAUCACCCCUCUCCAUUCUCCCUCUUUCCAUCACCCCGCCCCAUUCUCCCGCUUUCCAUCACCCCGCCCCAUUCUCCCUCUUUCCAUCACCCCGCCCCAUUUUCCCGCUUUCCAUCACCCUGCCCCAUUCUCCCUCUUUCUAUCACCCCGCCCCAUUCUCCCACUUUCCAUCACCCCGCCCCGUUCUCCCGCUUUCCAUCACCCCGCUCCAUUCUCCCGCUUUCCAUCACCUCGCCCAAUUCUCCCUCUUUCCAUCACCCCUCCCCAUUCUCCCUCUUUCCAUCAACCCGCCCCAUUCUCCCGCUUUCCAUCACCUGCCCCAUUCUCCCUCUUUCCAUCACCCUGCCCCAUUCUCUCGCUUUCCAUCACCCCGCCCCAUUCUCCCUCUUUCCAUCACCCCGCCCCAUUCUCCCGCUUUCCAUCACCCGCCCCAUUCUCCCGCUUUCCAUCAUCCCGCCCCAUUCUCCCUCUAUCCAUCACCCCGCCCCAUUCUCCCGCCUUCCAUCACCCCGCCCCAUUCUCCCGCUUUCCAUCACCCCGCCCCAUUCUCCCGCUUUCCAUCACCCCACCCCAUUCUCUCGAUUUGCAUCACCCUGCCCCAUUCUCCCGCCUUCCAUCACCCCGCCCCAUUCUCUCUCUUUCCAUCACCCCGCCCCAUUCUCCCGCUUUCCAUCACCCCGCCCCAUUCUCCCUCUUUCUAUCACCCCGCCCCAUUCUCCCGCUUUCCAUCACCCCGCCCGCUUUCCAUCACCCCGCUCCAUUCUCCCGCUUUCCAUCACCCCGCCCAAUUCUCCCUCUUUCCAUCACCCCUCCCCAUUCUCCCUCUUUCCAUCAAACCGCCCCAUUCUCCCGCUUUCCAUCACCCCGGCCCAUUCUCCCUCUUUCCAUCACCCCACCCCAUUCUCUCGCUUUCCAUCACCCCGCCCCAUUCUCCCUCUUUCCAUCACCCCGCCCCAUUCUCCCGCUUUCCAUCACCCGCCCCAUUCUCCCGCUUUCCAUCACCCCGCCCCAUUCUCCCUCUUUCCAUCACCAUGCCCCAUUCUCCCGCCUUCCAUCACCCCUCCCCAUUCUCCCGCUUUCCAUCACCCCGCCCCAUUCUCCCGCUUUCCAUCACCCCACCCCAUUCUCCCGAUUUGCAUCACCCCGCCCCAUUCUCCCGCCUUCCAUCACCCCGCCCCAUUCUCCCUCUUUCCAUCACCCCGCCCCAUUCUCCCGCUUUCCACCACCCCGCCCCAUUCUCCCUCUUUCCAUCACCCCGCCCCAUUCUCCCGCUUUCCAUCACACCACCUCAUUCUCCCGCUUUCCAUCACCUCGCCCUAUUUUCUCUCUUUCCAUCACACCACCUCAUUCUCCCUCUUUCCAUCACCCCUCCCCAUUCUCCCUCUUUCCAUCAAACCGCCCCAUUCUCCCGCUUUCCAUCACCCCGGCCCAUUCUCCCUCUUUCCAUCACUCCGCCCCAUUCUCUCGCUUUCCAUCACCCCUCCCCAUUCUCCCUCUUUCCAUCACCCCGCCCCAUUCUCCCGCUUUCCAUCACCCGCCCCAUUCUCCCGCUUUCCAUCACCCCGCCCCAUUCUCCCUCUUUCCAUCACCCCGCCCCACUCUCCCGCCUUCCAUCACCCCGCCCCAUUCUCCCUCCUUCCAUCACCCCGCCUCAUUCUCCCUCCUUCCAUCACCCCGCCCCAUUCUCCCGCUUUCCAUCACCCCGCCCCAUUCUCCCGCUUUCCAUCACCCAGCCCCAUUCUCCCGCUUUCCAUCACCCCGCCCCAUUCUCCCGCUUUCCAUCACCCCCCCCAUUCUCCCGCUUUCCAUCACCCCGCCCCAUUCUCCCGCUUUCCAUCACCCUGCCCCAAUCUCCCGCUUUCCAUCACCCCGCCCCAUUCUCCCGCUUUCCAUCACCCUGCCCCAUUCUCCCGCUUUCCAUCACCCCACUCCAUUCUCCCGCUUUACAUCACCCAGCCCCAUUCUCCCGCUUUCCAUCACCCCGCCCCAUUCUCCCGCUUUCCAUCACCCCACCCCAUUCUCUCUCCUUCCAUCACCCCGUCCCAUUCUCCCUCCUUCCAUCACCCCGCCCCAUUCUCCCGCUUUCCAUCACCCCGCCCCAUUCUCCCUCCUUCCAUCACCCCGCCCCAUUCUCCCUCCUUCCAUCACCCCGCCCCAUUCUCGCGCUUUCCAUCACCUCGCCCCAUUCUCCCGCUUUCCAUCACCCCGCCACAUUCUCCCGUUUUCUAUCACCCCGCCCCAUUCUCCCUUCUUCCAUCACCCCGCCUCAUUCUCCCGCUUUCCAUCACCCCGCCCCAUUCUCCCGAUUUCCAUCACCCCGCCCUAUUCUCCCGCUUUCCAUCACCCCGCCCCAUUCUCCCGCUUUCCAUCAUCCCACCCCAUUCUCCCUCCUUCCAUCACCCCGCCCCAUUCUUCCGCUUCCCAUCAUCCCGCCCUAUUCCCCCGCUUUCCAUCACCCCUCCCCAUUCUCCCUCCUUCCAUCACCCCGCCCCAUUCUCUCGCUUUCCAUCACCCCGCCCCAUUCUCCCGCUUUCCAUCACCCCGUCCCAUUCUCCCGCUUUCCAUCACUCCGCCCCAUUAUCCCUUCUUCCAUCACCCCGCCCCAUUCUCCCUCCUUCCAUCACCCCGCCCCAUUCUCCUGCUUUCCAUCACCCCGCCUCAUUCUCCCGCUUCCCAUAACCCCACCCCAUUCUCCCGCUUUCCAUCACCCCGCCACAUUCUCCCACUUUCCAUCACCCCGCCCCAUUCUCCCGCUUUCCAUCACCCCGCCCGAUUCUCCCUCUUUCCAUCACCCCGCCCCAUUCUCCCUCUUUCCAUCACCCCGCCCCAUUUUCCCGCUUUCCAUCACCCCGCCCCAUUCUCCCUCUUUCUAUCACCCCGCCCCAUUCUCCCACUUUCCAUCACCCCGCCCCAUUCUCCCGCUUUCCAUCACCCCGCUCCAUUCUCCCGCUUUCCAUCACCCCGCCCAAUUCUCCCUCUUUCCAUCACCCCUCCCCAUUCUCCCUCUUUCCAUCAACCCGCCCCAUUCUCCCGCUUUCCAUCACCCCGCCCCAUUCUCCCUCUUUCCAUCACCCCGCCCCAUUCUCUCGCUUUCCAUCACCCCGCCCCAUUCUCCCUCUUUCCAUCACCCCGCCCCAUUCUCCCGCUUUCCAUCACCCGCCCCAUUCUCCCGCUUUCCAUCAUCCCGCCCCAUUCUCCCUCUAUCCAUCACCCCGCCCCAUUCUCCCGCCUUCCAUCACCCCGCCCCAUUCUCCCGCUUUCCAUCACCCCGCCCCAUUCUCCCGCUUUCCAUCACCCCACCCCAUUCUCUCGAUUUGCAUCACCCCGCCCCAUUCUCCCGCCUUCCAUCACCCCGCCCCAUUCUCCCUCUUUCCAUCACCCCGCCUCAUUCUCCUGCUUUCCAUCACCCCGCCCCAUUCUCCCUCUUUCUAUCACCCCGCCCCAUUCUCCCGCUUUCCAUCACCCCGCCCGCUUUCCAUCACCCCGCUCCAUUCUCCCGCUUUCCAUCACCCCGCCCAAUUCUCCCUCUUUCCAUCACCCCUCCCCAUUCUCCCUCUUUCCAUCAAACCGCCCCAUUCUCCCGCUUUCCAUCACCCCGCCCCAUUCUCCCUCUUUCCAUCACCCCGCCCCAUUCUCUCGCUUUCCAUCACCCCGCCCCAUUCUCCCUCUUUCCAUCACCCCGCCCCAUUCUCCCGCUUUCCAUCACCCGCCCCAUUCUCCCGCUUUCCAUCAUCCCGCCCCAUUCUCCCUCUAUCCAUCACCCCGCCCCAUUCUCCCUCUUUCCAUUCUCCCGCCCCAUUCUCCCGCUUUCCAUCACCCGCCCCAUUCUCCCGCUUUCCAUCAUCCCGCCCCAUUCUCCCUCUUUCCAUCAUCCCGCCCCAUUCUCCCUCUAUCCAUCACCUCGCCCCAUUCUCCCGCUUUCCAUCACCCUGCCCCAUUCUCCCGCUUUCCAUCACCCCACCCCAUUCUCUCGAUUUGCAUCACCCCGCCCCAUUCUCCCGCCUUCCAUCACCCCGCCCCAUUCUCCCUCUUUCCAUCACCCCGCCUCAUUCUCCCGCUUUCCAUCACCCCGCCCCAUUCUCCCGCUUUCCAUCACCCCGCCCGCUUUCCAUCACCCCGCUCCAUUCUCCCGCUUUCCAUCACCCCGCCCAAUUCUCCCUCUUUCCAUCACCCCUCCCCAUUCUCCCUCUUUCCAUCAAACCGCCCCAUUCUCCCGCUUUCCAUCACCCCGGCCCAUUCUCCCUCUUUCCAUCACCCCACCCCAUUCUCUCGCUUUCCAUCACCCCGCCCCAUUCUCCCUCUUUCCAUCACCCCGCCCCAUUCUCCCGCUUUCCAUCACCCGCCCCAUUCUCCCGCUUUCCAUCACCCCGCCCCAUUCUCCCGCUUUCCAUCACCCCACCCCAUUCUCUCGAUUUGCAUCACCCCGCCUCAUUCUCCCUCUUUCCAUCACCCCGCCUCAUUCUCCCGCUUUCCAUCACCCUGCCCCAUUCUCCCGCUUUCCAUCACCCCACCCCAUUCUCUCGAUUUGCACCACCCCGCCCCAUUCUCCCGCCUUCCAUCACCCCGCCCCAUUCUCCCUCUUUCCAUCACCCCGCCUCAUUCUCCCGCUUUCCAUCACCCCGCCCCAUUCUCCCGCUUUCCAUCACCCCGCCCGCUUUCCAUCACCCCGCUACAUUCUCCCGCUUUCCAUCACCCCGCCCAAUUCUCCCUCUUUCCAUCACCCCUCCCCAUUCUCCCUCUUUCCAUCAAACCGCCCCAUUCUCCCGCUUUCCAUCACCCCGGCCCAUUCUCCCUCUUUCCAUCACCCCACCCCAUUCUCUCGCUUUCCAUCACCCCGCCCCAUUCUCCCUCUUUCCAUCACCCCGCCCCAUUCUCCCGCUUUCCAUCACCCGCCCCAUUCUCCCGCUUUCCAUCACCCCGCCCCAUUCUCCCGCUUUCCAUCACCCCACCCCAUUCUCUCGAUUUGCAUCACCCCGCCCCAUUCUCCCGCCUUCCAUCACCCCGCCUCAUUCUCCCUCUUUCCAUCACCCCGCCUCAUUCUCCCGCUUUCCAUCACCCCGCCCCAUUCUCCCGCUUUCCAUCACCCCGCCCGCUUUCCAUCACCCCGCUCCAUUCUCCCGCUUUCCAUCACCCCGCCCAAUUCUCCCUCUUUCCAUCACCCCUCCUCAUUCUCCCACUUUCCAUCAAACCGCCCCAUUCUCCCGCUUUCCAUCACCCCGGCCCAUUCUCCCUCUUUCCAUCACCCCACCCCAUUCUCUCGCUUUCCAUCACCCCGUCCCAUUCUCCCUCUUUCCAUCACCCCGCCCCAUUCUCCCGCUUUCCAUCACCCGCCCCAUUCUCCCGCUUUCCAUCACCCCGCCCCAUUCUCCCUCUUUCCAUCACCCCGCCCCAUUCUCCCGCCUUCCAUCACCCCGCCCCAUUCUCCCGCUUUCCAUUACCCCGCCCCAUUCUCCCGCUUUCCAUCACCCCACCCCAUUCUCCCGAUUUGCAUCACCCCGCCCCAUUCUCCCGCCUUCCAUCACCCCGCCCCAUUCUCCCUCUUUCCAUCACCCCGCCCCAUUCUCCCGCUUUCCACCACCCCGCCCCAUUCUCCCUCUUUCCAUCACCCCGCCCCAUUCUCCCGCUUUCCAUCACACCACCUCAUUCUCCCGCUUUCCAUCACCUCGCCCUAUUUUCUCUCUUUCCAUCACACCACCUCAUUCUCCCUCUUUCCAUCACCCCUCCCCAUUCUCCCUCUUUCCAUCAAACCGCCCCAUUCUCCUGCUUUCCAUCACCCCGGCCCAUUCUCCCUCUUUCCAUCACUCCGCACCAUUCUCUCGCUUUCCAUCACCCCUCCCCAUUCUCCCUCUUUCCAUCACCCCGCCCCAUUCUCCCGCUUUCCAUCACCCGCCCCAUUCUCCCGCUUUCCAUCACCCCGCCCCAUUCUCCCUCUUUCCAUCACCCCGCCCCAUUCUCCCGCCUUCCAUCACCCCGCCCCAUUCUCCCUCCUUCCAUCACCUCGCCUCAUUCUCCCUCCUUCCAUCACCCCGCCCCAUUCUCCCGCUUUCCAUCACCCCGCCCCAUUCUCCCGCUUUCCAUCACCCAGCCCCAUUCUCCCGCUUUCCAUCACCCCGCCCCAUUCUCCCGCUUUCCAUCACCCUGCCCCAAUCUCCCGCUUUCCAUCACCCCGCCCCAUUCUCCCGCUUUCCAUCACCCUGCCCCAUUCUCCCGCUUUCCAUCACCCCACUCCAUUCUCCCGCUUUCCAUCACCCAGCCCCAUUCUACCGCUUUCCUUCACCCCGCCCCAUUCUCCCGCUUUCCAUCACCCCACCCCAUUCUCCCUCCUUCCAUCACCCCGUCCCAUUCUCCCUCCUUCCAUCACCCCGCCCCAUUCUCCCACUUUCCAUCACCCCGCCCCAUUCUCCCUCCUUCCAUCACCCCGCCCCUUUCUCCCGCUUUCCAUCUCCCUGCCCCAUUCUCCCGCUUUCCAUCACCCCACCCCAUUCUUCCGCUUUCCAUCAGCCCGCCCCAUUCUCCCGCUUUCCAUCACCCCGCCCCUUUCUCCCGCUUUCCAUCUCCCUGCCCCAUUCUCCCGCUUUCCAUCACCCCACCCCAUUCUCCCGCUUUCCAUCACCCCGCCCCAUUCUCCCGCUUCCCAUCAUCCCGCCCCAUUCUCCCGCUUUCCAUCACCCCGCCCCAUUCUCCCUCCUUCCAUUUCCCCGCCUCAUUCUCCCGCUUUCCAUCACCCCGCCCCAUUCUCCCGCUUUCCAUCACCCCGCCCCCUUCUCCCUCCUUCCAUCACCCCGCCCCAUUCUCCCUCCUUCCAUCACCCCGCCCCAUUCUCCCGCUUUCCAUCAGCCCGCCCCAUUCUCCCGCUUUCCAUCACCCCGCCCCAUUCUCCCGCUUUCCAUAACCCCACCCCAUUCUCCCGCUUUCCAUCACCCCGCCACAUUUUCCCGCUUUCUAUCACCCCGCCCCAUUCUCCCUCCUUCCAUCACCCCGCCCCAUUCUCCCGCUUUCCAUCACCCCGCCCCAUUCUCCCGAUUUCCGUCACCCCGCCCCAUUCUCCCGCUUUCCAUCACCCCGCCCCAUUCUCCCGCUUUCCAUCACCCCGCCCCAUUCUCCCGCUUUCCAUCAUCCCGCCCCAUUCUCCCUCCUUCCAUCACCCCGCCCCAUUCUCUCUCCUUCCAUCACCCCGCCCCAUUCUCCCUCUUUCCAUCACCCCGCCCCAUUCUCUUGCUUCCCAUAACCCCACCCCAUUCACUCGCUUUCCAUCACCCCGCCACAUUCUCCCACUUUCCAUCACCCCGCCCCCUUCUCUCUCCUUCCAUCACCCCGCCCCAUUCUCCCUCCUUCCAUCACCCCGCCCCAUUCUCCCGCUCUUCAUCAGCCCGCCCCAUUCUCCCGCUUUCCAUCACCCCUCCCCUUUCUCCCGCUUUCCAUCUCCCCACCCCAUUCUCCCGCUUUCCAUCACCCCGCCCCAUUCUCCUGCUUUCCAUCACCCCGCCCCAUUCUUCCGCUUCCCAUCAUCCCGCCCCAUUCCCCCGCUUUCCAUCACCCCUCCCCAUUCUCCCUCCUUCCAUCACCCCGCCCCAUUCUCUCGUUUUCCAUCACCCCGCCCCAUUCUCCCGCUUUCCAUCACCCCGCCCCAUUCUCCCGCUUUCCAUCACCCCGCCCCAUUCUCCCUCCUUCCAUCACCCCGCCCCAUUCUCCCGCUUUCUAUCACCCCGCCCCAUUCUCCCUCCUUCCAUCACCCCGCCCCAUUCUCCCUCAUUCCAUCACCCCGCUCCAUUCUCCCGCUUUCCAUCACCCCGCCCCAUUCUCCCGCUUCCCAUAACCCCACCCCAUUCACCCGCUUUCCAUCACCCCGCCACAUUCUCCCACUUUCCAUCACCCCUCCCCUUUCUCCCGCUUUCCAUCUCCCCACCCCAUUCUCCCGCUUUCCAUCACCCCGCCCCAUUCUCCCGCUUUCCAUCACCCCGCCCCAUUCUUCCGCUUCCCAUCAUCCCGCCCCAUUCCCCCGCUUUCCAUCACCCCUCCCCAUUCUCCCUCCUUCCAUCACCCCGCCCCAUUCUCUCGCUUUCCAUCACCCCGCCCCAUUCUCCCGCUUUCCAUCACCCCGCCCCAUUCUCCCGCUUUCCAUCACCCCGCCCCAUUCUCCCUCCUUCCAUCACCCCGCCCCAUUCUCCCGCUUUCUAUCACCCCGCCCCAUUCUCCCUCCUUCCAUCACCCCGCCCCAUUCUCCCUCAUUCCAUCACCCCGCUCCAUUCUCCCGCUUUCCAUCACCCCGCCCCAUUCUCCCGCUUCCCAUAACCCCACCCCAUUCUCCCGCCCGCCCCAUUCUCCCGCUUUCCAUCACCCCUCCCCUUUCUCCCGCUUUCCAUCUCCCCACCCCAUUCUCCCGCUUUCCAUCACCCCGCCCCAUUCUCCCGCUUUCCAUCACCCCGCCCCAUUCUUCCGCUUCCCAUCAUCCCGCCCCAUUCCCCCGCUUUCCAUCACCCCUCCCCAUUCUCCCUCCUUCCAUCACCCCGCCCCAUUCUCUCGCUUUCCAUCACCCCGCCCCAUUCUCCCGCUUUCCAUCACCCCGCCCCAUUCUCCCGCUUUCCAUCACCCCGCCCCAUUCUCCCUCCUUCCAUCACCCCGCCCCAUUCUCCCGCUUUCUAUCACCCCGCCCCAUUCUCCCUCCUUCCGUCACCCCGCCCCAUUCUCCCUCAUUCCAUCACCCCGCUCCAUUCUCCCGCUUUCCAUCACCCCGCCCCAUUCUCCCGCUUCCCAUAACCCCACCUCAUUCUCCCGGUUUCCAUCACCCCGCCACAUUUUCCCACUUUCCAUCACCCCGCCCCCUUCUUUCUCCUUCCAUCACCCCGCCCCAUUCUCCCUCCUUCCAUCACCCCGCCCCAUUCUCCCGCUUUGCAUCAGCCCGCCCCAUUCUCCCGCUUUCCAUCUCCCCGCCCUAUUCUCCCGCUUUCCAUCACCCCGCCCCCUUCUUCCUCCUUCCAUCACCCCGCCCCAUUCUCCCUCCUUCCUUCACCCCGCCCCAUUCUUCCGCUUUCCAUCACCCUGCCCCAUUCUCCCGCUUUCCAUCACCCCGCCCCAUUCUCCCGCUUGUCCAUCACCCCGCCCCAUUCUCCCUCCUUCCAUCACCCCGCCCCAUUCUCCCGCUUUCCAUCACCCCGCCCCAUUCUCCCGCUUUCCAUCACCCCGCCCCCUUCUCCCUCCUUCCAUCACCCCGCCCCAUUCUCCCUCCUUCCAUCACCCCGCCCCAUUCUCCCGCUUUCCAUCAGCCCGCCCCAUUCUCCCGCUUUCCAUCAGCCCGCCCCUUUCUCCCGCUUUCCAUCUCCCUGCCCCAUUCUCCCGCUUUCCAUCACCCCACCCCAUUCUCCCGCUUUCCAUCACCCCGCCCCAUUCUCCCGCUUCCCAUCAUCCCGCCCCAUUCUCCCGCUUUCCAUCACCCCGCCCCAUUCUCCCUUCUUCCAUCACCCCGCCCCAUUCUCCCACUUUCCAUCACCCCGCCCCAUUCUCCCGCUUUCCAUCACCCCGCCACUUUCUCCCUCCUUCCAUCACCCCGCCCCAUUCUCCCUCCUUCCAUCACCCCGCCCCAUUCUCCCGCUUUCCAUCAGCCCGCCCCAUUCUCCCGCUUUCCAUCACCCCGCCCCAUUCUCCCGCUUCCCAUAACCCCACCCCAUUCUCCCGCUUUCCAUCACCCCGCCACAUUUUCCCGCUUUCUAUCACCCCGCCCCAUUCUCCCUCCUUCCAUCACCCCACCCCAUUCUCCCGCUUUCCAUCACCCCGCCCCAUUCUCCCGACUUCCGUCACCCCGCCCCAUUCUCCCGCUUUCCAUCACCCCGCCCCAUUCUCCCGCUUUCCAUCACCCCGCCCCAUUCUCCCGCUUUCCAUCAUCCUGCCCCAUUCUCCCUUCUUCCAUCACCCCGCCCCAUUCUCCCACUUUCCAUCACUCCGCCCCAUUCUCCCUCCUUCCAUCACCCCGCCCCAUUCUCCCUCCUUCCAUCACCCCGCCCCAUUCUCCCUCUUUCCAUCACCCCGCCCCAUUCUCCCGCUUCCCAUAA
Closterium sp. NIES-65 is the source of this 19569-nucleotide messenger RNA. NCBI's taxonomy places the organism in Eukaryota, Viridiplantae, Streptophyta, Zygnematophyceae, Desmidiales, Closteriaceae. The record is from the annotation of a GenBank genome assembly.